CCUCCGCCCUCGGGUUCAGCUUCAUCGUCGCUCAUUAGUCAUUACUACAUCACGCAACUGAACUUCAUUGGAGUCGACUGGGAGAAGAAGAAGAAUAAGCAGGAACUGGAAAAAUGGCGUCAAUCUGAAACUACCCAGUUGAUCACCAUCGCCGUCCCCUGCGAAACUGAUUUCAAAGUUGGCGUCUUUUUCCUAUUUCCUACUCCGAUCGACGACACUUCCAAUGGCGUCCCGGAUUGGCGGCUGCCGCCGUCGCCUUCUCCUUCUCUUCCUCCUCUCCCUCGCUUCGCAGACAGCUUUCUCGUGGAAGCAAGACGAGUUCCGAAACUGCAAUCAGACCCCAUUCUGCAAGCGCGCUCGGUCAAGGAAACCCGGUUACUGUACCCUAAUCGCCGAUCAAGUCUCCAUUUCGGACGGUCAGCUCACCGCCAAGCUAAUCCCUAGACCGAUUCCCAAUCAGGAAGACGGCGAAGAAGAUAAUCGCCAGAUCGCCAAGCCUCUGCUGCUCUCCGUCUCGAUUUACCAGAGCGGAAUCCUGCGCCUGAAAAUCGAUGAAGACCCGGCCCUCGACCCGCCCAAGACCCGGUUCCAAGUCCCCGAGGUGGUCGUCUCCGAGUUUGACGAGACCAUGCUCUGGCUCUCGAGGGUGUCAACUGAGACGCUCGACGGCGAUUCAGCUCCUUCCUCCGUCGUCUAUUUGUCAGAUGGGUACGAAGCUGUUCUUCGACACGAUCCGUUUGAGCUCUACGUGAGGGAGAAGUCAAGUAAGUCGCGUUUGGUUUCGUUGAAUUCGCAUCAGUUGUUCGAUUUCGAGGAAUUGAGGGUCAAGAAUGAAGGGGAAGAGUGGGAAGAGAGGUUUAAAGGUCAUACGGAUACCAGGCCUUAUGGUCCUCAGUCAAUCAGCUUCGAUGUAUCAUUUUAUGAUGCUGAAUUCGUCUCUGGUUUGCCUGAGCAUGCUACGAGCUUAGCUCUCAAACCAACUAAAGGCCCUGGAGUUGAAUAUUCCGAACCUUACAGAUUAUUCAACUUGGAUGUGUUUGAGUAUCUCCACGAGUCGCCCUUUGGUCUCUAUGGAUCAAUCCCAUUGAUGUUUGCUCAUGGUAAAAGUGGGAAGAGCUCUGGGUUCUUCUGGUUAAACUCGGCUGAGAUGCAGAUCGAUGUGUUGUCCGAAGGAUGGAAUGCAGAUUCAGGGCUUUCCCUCCCUUCUGACCAGAAGAGAAUUGAUACAUUAUGGAUGAGCGAGGCAGGGAUAGUGGAUGCUUUCUUCUUCGCAGGACUGGGUCCUAAGGACGUGGUGAGCCAGUACACAGCUGUGACCGGGAAGCCAGCUAUGCCACAACAUUUUGCCACUGCUUAUCACCAAUGCAGGUGGAAUUACAGAGAUGAGGAGGACGUGGAGAAUGUGGAUGCUAAGUUUGACGAGCAUGAUAUUCCUUACGACGUUCUGUGGCUUGAUAUCGAGCAUACGGAUGGUAAGAGGUACAUGACAUGGGAUUCAGUUAUGUUCCCGCACCCAGAGGAGAUGCAGAAGAAGUUGGCUGCCAAAGGAAGGCGAAUGGUGACCAUUGUUGAUCCUCAUAUUAAGAGGGAUGAUAACUAUUAUAUACAUAAGGAGGCUGCUGAGAAAGGGUAUUAUGUGAAGGAUUCAAGUGGAAAGGACUUUGAUGGGUGGUGUUGGCCUGGAUCAUCUUCUUACUUGGAUGUGUUGAGUCCUGAAGUGAGGAUGUGGUUCAGUGACAAGUUUGGAUUUGAUAGCUAUAAGGGUUCGACUCCGUCGCUGUAUAUUUGGAAUGAUAUGAACGAGCCUUCCGUGUUCAAUGGCCCAGAGAUUUCAAUGCCAAGGGACGCUUUGCAUUUUGGGGGAGUGGAGCAUAGGGAAUUGCAUAACGCGUAUGGCUACUUCUACCAUAUGGCAACCUCAAAUGGCCUUGUCAAGCGUGGAGAUGGAAAAGACAGGCCAUUUGUUCUGUCAAGAGCAUUCUUUGCUGGAACCCAGAGGUUUGGAUCUGUCUGGACAGGGGAUAACACGGCAGAUUGGGAUCACUUGAGAGCAUCUGUUCCAAUGAUUUUGACCCUCGGUUUAUCUGGAAUAUCAUUCUCAGGUGCCGAUGUUGGAGGGUUUUUUGGUAAUCCGGAGCCGGAGUUAUUAGUUCGUUGGUAUCAACUUGGUGCUUUCUACCCUUUCUUUAGGGCACAUGCUCAUCAGGACACGAAACGCCGUGAGCCUUGGUUAUUUGGAGAGCGAAAUACGAAGCUCAUCAGACAAGCCAUACAUGUCCGUUACAUGUUGCUUCCAUAUUUUUACACGGUGUUCCGUGAGUCAAACACUACUGGUCUCCCUGUUAUGCGUCCUCUCUGGAUGGAGUUCCCUUCCGACGAGGCUACCUUUAGCAAUGAUGAAGCUUUCAUUGUUGGAAGCAGCCUCUUGGUCCAAGGGAUUUACACUGAGCGAGCGAAACAUGUUUCAGUUUACCUACCUGGCGAUGAACUCUGGUACGACCUUUUGAGUGGAGCUCCGUACAAGGGGUCUCAAACUCACAAGCUAGUGGCAUUGGAAGAUCGAAUUCCUGCAUUCCAAAAGGCUGGGACCAUCAUACCCAGGAAAGAUCGUUAUCGUCGGAGCUCGACACAGAUGGUCAAUGAUCCCUACACUCUGGUGAUAGCUCUAAACAGUUCUCAAGCAGCUGAAGGUGAGCUCUACAUCGACGAUGGGAAGAGCUUUGAGUUCAUGCAAGGAGCCUAUAUCCAUCGACGAUUCGUGUUCUCAAAUGGAAAGCUCACAUCUUUAGACCUGACCCCUAACAACAAGAAGUCGAAAUUCACCUCUCAAACUGUCAUCGAAAGAAUCAUUCUCCUGGGACACUCUCCCGGACCAAAGAACGCCCUGAUCAAACCCGGGGAUGGUAAGGUUGAAGUGGGACUCGGCCCACUCGUGCUUGAAAGGGGUCUCGGAUCUUCUUCCUCGUUUGUAACCAUUAGGAAGCCAAGUCUCCCUGUGGACAAGGAUUGGACUGUGGAACUUGUGUGAGUGCCCAUUUCUCCAUGCAUGAAAAGAGACCAGAAAUGAAAGAGGAAGAUGAAGAAAGGAUCUCCCCAAGUUGCUGAGAGCAAUUUGCUCUGUAAUGUAACACUAUCCUUAUUCUCCGUGUUCCCUUUUUGGGGGAUACGAGAAGAACAAGGAUCCAAAUUUCUGCAUACCUGUUCUACUAGAGUCUAGAUACUAAGCUGUUUUAGAAGCAUUAGAAUACAUAUAUCACUAUAUCAGGUUUCAUAGAGCUGUAAGAUUGAAUUAUCAUCAUACAGUAGUUGUGUUUUGACUUACAGGAGAUUUCUGUCUUGUGAUUGAUCUCGGGGGUGUAGCUGUCCCUUCCCGUACUGCGUUUUUUAGUUCCAAUUGAGUUGAGAAAAAAAAGUUCAGU
Molecule: messenger RNA, 3419 nt
Organism: Linum tenue
Lineage: Eukaryota; Viridiplantae; Streptophyta; Magnoliopsida; Malpighiales; Linaceae
Source: the annotation of a GenBank genome assembly